This is a messenger RNA of Penicillium antarcticum, 6765 nucleotides long. Its product is annotated as acetyl-CoA carboxylase ACC1. Gene Ontology annotation, biological process: fatty acid biosynthetic process. The transcript has 4 exons. Gene Ontology annotation, molecular function: metal ion binding; ATP binding; acetyl-CoA carboxylase activity. Bases 1 to 6765 code for a protein of 2254 amino acids. Lineage: Eukaryota; Fungi; Ascomycota; Eurotiomycetes; Eurotiales; Aspergillaceae. The record is from RefSeq and is a predicted model, not a curated record.
AUGGGCAUCACAAACGGCAACGGUAGCUCAUUGGCCGCCAAACACAACCUCCCCUCACAUUUCAUCGGUGGCAAUGCCCUCGAAUCAGCAAGCCCAAGUGCCGUGAAGGACUUUGUGGCCGCUCACGAUGGUCACUCCGUCAUCACGUCGGUGCUUAUUGCCAACAACGGUAUCGCCGCUGUCAAAGAGAUCCGUUCAGUGCGGAAAUGGGCUUACGAGACCUUUGGCAACGAGCGCGCCAUCCAGUUCACUGUGAUGGCCACGCCGGAAGAUCUACACGCCAACGCCGACUAUAUUCGUAUGGCCGAUCAAUACGUCGAGGUUCCCGGUGGAACGAAUAAUAAUAACUAUGCCAACGUCGAGUUGAUUGUCGACGUGGCGGAGCGCAUGGAUGUCCACGCCGUGUGGGCUGGAUGGGGUCACGCUUCCGAAAACCCUCGGUUACCCGAAUCGCUGGCUGCUUCUCCCAAGAAGAUUAUCUUCAUUGGACCCCCUGCUUCGGCUAUGCGCUCAUUGGGUGACAAGAUUUCCUCCACCAUUGUUGCACAGCACGCUGGUGUGCCGUGUAUCCCUUGGUCUGGAACCGGUGUCGACGCUGUCAAGCUCGAUGAGCACGGGAUCGAAGGUCUGGAGAAGGCCAAGGAGAUUGGCUUCCCCGUCAUGAUCAAGGCCUCCGAAGGUGGUGGUGGUAAGGGUAUUCGAAAGGUCGAGAACGAGGAGGAGUUCGUUUCUCUCUACAAUGCCGCUGCCAACGAGAUUCCGGGCUCGCCUAUCUUCAUCAUGAAGCUGGCUGGAAACGCCCGCCAUCUGGAGGUUCAGUUGCUGGCUGAUCAGUACGGUAACAACAUUUCCCUGUUCGGUCGUGAUUGUUCCGUUCAGCGUCGUCACCAGAAGAUUAUUGAGGAGGCUCCUGUGACUAUUGCUAAGCAGCCUACCUUCCAGGCCAUGGAGCGCGCUGCUGUCAGCCUUGGUCGCUUGGUCGGAUACGUUUCUGCUGGUACCGUCGAGUACCUGUACUCGCACUCCGAUGACAAGUUCUAUUUCCUCGAGUUGAACCCCCGUCUUCAGGUCGAGCAUCCCACCACUGAGAUGGUCUCCGGAGUCAACCUACCCGCUGCUCAGCUCCAAAUUGCCAUGGGUAUCCCUCUCCACCGCGUCCGUGACAUUCGUCUCCUCUACGGUGUUGACCCUAACACCUCCGCCGAAAUUGACUUCGACUUCUCCAACGAGGAGAGCUACCAGACCCAGCGUCGUCCCCAGCCCAAGGGCCACACCACUGCCUGUCGUAUCACCUCCGAGGACCCCGGCGAGGGUUUCAAGCCUUCCAGCGGUACCAUGCACGAGCUGAACUUCCGUUCUUCCUCGAACGUCUGGGGUUACUUCUCCGUCGGUACUGCCGGUGGUAUCCACAGUUUCUCCGACAGUCAGUUCGGUCACAUUUUCGCCUACGGUGAGAACCGUUCUGCCUCGCGAAAGCACAUGGUUGUUGCUCUCAAGGAAUUGAGUAUUCGUGGUGAUUUCCGUACCACCGUCGAGUACCUUAUCAAGCUUCUCGAGACUCCCGCCUUCGAGGACAACACCAUCACCACCGGAUGGUUGGACCAGCUUAUCUCCAACAAGCUGACUGCCGAGCGCCCCGACCAGAUUGUUGCCAUCAUCUGUGGUGCUGUCACCAAGGCCCACCUCGCCAGCGAGGCUGGAAUUGAGGAGUACCGUAACGGUCUCGGAAAGGGUCAGGUUCCCUCCAAGGAUAUCCUCAAGACUGUCUUCCCUGUCGAUUUCAUCUACGAGGGCGAACGCUACAAGUUCACCGCUACCCGCGCUAGCUUGGACAGCUACCACCUCUUCAUCAACGGCUCCAAGUGCUCCGUCGGUGUCCGUGCCCUUGCUGAUGGUGGUCUCCUGGUUCUCCUCAGUGGACGCAGUCAUAACGUCUACUGGAAGGAAGAGCCCGCUGCCACUCGUCUCAGUGUCGACGGCAAGACCUGCCUCCUCGAGCAGGAGAACGACCCCACUCAACUCCGUACUCCCUCCCCCGGUAAGCUUGUCAAGUUCACCGUUGAGAACGGUGAGCACGUCCGCUCUGGCCAAGCUUACGCCGAGGUUGAGGUCAUGAAGAUGUACAUGCCCCUCAUUGCUCAGGAGGACGGUGUUGUGCAGCUCAUCAAGCAGCCCGGAGCUACCCUUGAGGCUGGCGAUAUUCUUGGAAUCCUCGCUCUUGAUGAUCCCUCCCGCGUCAAGCACGCUCAGCCCUUCACUGGUCAGCUGCCCGAGCUUGGCUCCCCCGUUGUGGUCGGUACCAAGCCUCCUCAGCAGUUCUUCCUGUUGCACAGCAUUCUGGAGAACAUUCUCCGCGGUUUCGAUAACCAGGUCAUCAUGGGUACCACCCUGAAGGAGCUGGUUGAGGUUCUGCGUAACCCUGAGCUGCCCUAUGGCGAGUGGAACGCCCAGUCUUCUGCCCUGCACUCUCGCAUGCCCCAGAAGCUGGAUGCUUCCCUCCAGGCUAUUGUUGACAAGGCUAAGGCUCGCAAGGCUGAGUUCCCUGCCAAGCAGCUCCAGAAGACCAUUGUUCGCUUCAUUGAGGAGAACAUCAACCCUGCCGAUGCUGAGAUCCUCAAGACUACUCUGCUGCCCUUGAUCCAGGUCAUCAACAAGUACCUCGAUGGCCUCAAGUCCAACGAGUACAAUGUCUUCAUUGGUCUGCUUGAGCAGUACUACGAGGUUGAGAAGCUGUUCUCCACCCACAACUUCCGUGAUGAGGAUGUUAUCCUGAAGCUUCGUGAGGAGAACAAGGAGGACAUUACCGGCAUUGUCCACACUGUCCUCUCCCACAGCCGCAUCGGUUCCAAGAACAACUUGAUCCUGGCUAUCCUCGACAUGUACCGCCCCAACCAGCCCAACGUGGAGAACGUUGGCAAGUAUUUCAAGCCUGUCCUUAAGAAGCUGACCGAGCUCGAGUCUCGAUCCUCCGCCAAGGUCACUCUCAAGGCCCGUGAGGUUCUGAUCCAGUGUGCCAUGCCCUCUCUCGAGGAGCGUCUCUCCCAGAUGGAGCACAUUCUCAAGUCUUCCGUUGUCGAGUCUCGCUACGGUGAGACCGGCUGGGAGCACCGUGAGCCUGCCUUCGAGGUCCUCAAGGAGGUCGUUGACUCCAAGUACACCGUCUUCGAUGUGCUGCCUCGCUUCUUCGUUCACUCCGACCCCUGGGUGACCCUCGCCUCUCUGGAAGUUUACAUCCGCCGUGCUUACCGUGCCUACACCCUCAAGGGCAUUGAAUACCACUCCGGCACUGAGCAGCCCUUCUUGUCCUGGGACUUCACUCUCGGCAAGCUUGGCCAGCCUGAGUUCGGCUCGCUUUCUUCCACCCAGCCCUCGGCUCCUGGUACCCCCAUCGCCGAAAGCAACCCCUUCAAGCGCAUCAACUCCAUCAGCGACAUGUCUUACCUUGUCAACGACCCUGCCAGCGACCCUGUUCGCAAGGGUGUCAUCAUCCCUGUGCAGUACCUGGAGGACGCUGAGGAGUACAUCUCCAAGGCUCUCGAGGCUUUCCCUCUCGGCGGCUCUGCCAAGCGCCCCAGUGAUCACGGUCUGAUUGCCAACCUUGAGGGCAAGCGCAAGCCCAUCCCCAAGCCCGAGAGCGACAGUGAGCUCACCGGUGUCUGCAAUAUCGCCAUUCGCGAUAUCGAGGAGCAGGAUGACAACGAGAUUGUUGCCCAGAUGAAGAAGAUGCUUGUCGACUGCAAGGACGAGCUUCUGGCCCGCCGUAUCCGUCGUGUCACCUUCAUCUGUGGUAAGGAGGGGGUCUACCCCGGCUACUUCACCUUCCGUGGUCCCCACUACGAGGAGGAUCUCAGUAUCCGUCACAGCGAACCUGCUCUUGCCUUCCAGCUGGAGCUUGGCCGUCUGAGCAAGUUCAAUAUCAAGCCUGUCUUCACAGAGAACCGUAACAUCCACGUUUACGAGGCUAUUGGCAAGGGUCCCGAGAACGACAAGGCCAUUGACAAGCGUUACUUCAUUCGGGCUGUCGUGCGUCCCGGUCGUCUUCGCGAUGAUAUUCCCACUGCUGAAUACCUGAUCUCGGAAGCUGACCGCCUGAUGAACGACAUUCUGGACGCUCUGGAGAUCAUUGGCAACAACAACUCCGAUUUGAACCACAUCUUCAUCAACUUCUCUCCGGUCUUCAACCUCCAGCCCGUCGAUGUCGAGCAGGCCCUUGCCGGUUUCCUCGACCGCUUCGGUCGUCGCCUGUGGCGUCUCCGUGUCACCGGUGCUGAGAUCCGUAUCCUUUGCACUGACCCGGCUACCGGCAUGCCUUACCCCCUGCGUGUUAUCAUCAGCAACACCUACGGUUUCAUCAUUAACGUUGAGCUGUACAUCGAGCGCAAGUCCGAGAAGGGAGAGUGGAUCUUCCAGAGCAUUGGCGGCACCACCAAGCUGGGCUCCAUGCACAUGCGCCCUGUCUCUACUCCUUACCCUACCAAGGAGUGGCUGCAACCCAAGCGUUACAAGGCUCACUUGAUGGGAACUCAGUACGUGUACGAUUUCCCCGAGCUCUUCCGCCAGGCUUUCCAAAACAGCUGGACCAAGGUUGCCGAGAAGAUUCCUUCUCUGUACGAGAAGCGUCCUCCCGUUGGCGAGUGCAUUGACUACAGCGAGCUUGUCCUCGAUGACACCGACAACCUUGUCGAGGUGUCCCGCGAGCCCGGUACCAACAGCCACGGUAUGGUUGGUUGGAUCGUCACUGCCCGUACUCCUGAGUACCCCCGCGGCAGACGUUUCAUCAUUGUCGCCAACGACAUUACCUUCCAGAUUGGUUCGUUCGGUCCCCAGGAAGACAAGUUCUUCCACAAGUGCACUGAGCUCGCUCGCAAGAUGGGUAUUCCUCGCAUCUACCUGUCUGCCAACUCCGGUGCUCGCAUUGGUAUGGCCGAUGAGCUGAUCCCCUACUUCUCUGUUGCCUGGAACAACCCCGAGAAGCCCGAGGCCGGCUUCAAGUACCUCUACCUCACCCCCGAGGUCAAGAAGCGCUUCGAUGCCAGCAAGAAGAAGGAAGUCAUCACGGAGGAGAUCACUGAUGAGGGUGAGAUCCGCCACAAGAUCACCACCGUCAUUGGUGCCAAGGAUGGUCUUGGUGUUGAGUGUCUGAAGGGAUCCGGUCUCAUUGCCGGUGCCACCUCCAAGGCUUACGAGGACAUCUUUACCAUCACCCUGGUCACCUGCCGUUCCGUCGGUAUCGGUGCCUACCUUGUUCGUCUCGGUCAGCGCGCCAUCCAGGUUGAGGGCCAACCCAUUAUCCUCACUGGUGCCCCUGCCAUCAACAAGCUGCUCGGUCGCGAGGUCUACACUUCUAACCUGCAGCUCGGUGGUACCCAGAUCAUGUACAAGAACGGUGUUUCUCACAUGACUGCCAACGACGACUUCGAGGGUGUCCAGAAGAUUGUCGAGUGGAUGUCCUUCGUCCCCGACAAAAAGGGUGCUCCCAUCCCUAUUCGCGCCUUCUCUGACGACUGGGACCGCGAUAUUGGCUUCUUCCCUCCUCCCAAGCAGCCUUACGAUGUUCGUCACCUCAUCGGUGGUAAGGAUGAUGUCGACGGCUUCCUGCCUGGUCUGUUCGACAAGGGCUCCUUUGAGGAAGCCCUCGGUGGCUGGGCCCGCACUGUCGUCGUCGGUCGCGCCCGUCUCGGCGGUAUCCCCAUGGGUGUCAUCGCCGUCGAGACCCGCUCUGUCGAGAACGUCACCCCUGCCGAUCCCGCCAACCCCGACUCCAUGGAGAUGAUCUCCACCGAGGCCGGUGGUGUCUGGUACCCCAACUCCGCCUUCAAAACCGCCCAAGCCCUGCGCGACUUCAACAACGGAGAGCAGCUCCCCGUCAUGAUCCUCGCCAACUGGAGAGGAUUCUCUGGUGGCCAGCGCGACAUGUACAACGAGGUCCUCAAGUACGGAUCCUACAUCGUCGACGCCCUCGUCAAGUACGAGCAGCCCAUCUUCGUCUACAUCCCUCCCCACGGCGAACUUCGCGGUGGAUCCUGGGUCGUCGUCGACCCAACCAUCAACCCAGACCAGAUGGAGAUGUACGCCGACGAAGACGCCCGCGGUGGUGUCCUCGAGCCAGAGGGUAUUGUUGGAAUCAAGUACCGCCGCGACAAGCAGCUGGACACAAUGGCCCGCCUGGACGCCCCCUACGGCGAACUCCGCCGCGCCCUGGCAGACACCUCCCUGACCAAGGAGCAACUCUCCGAGAUCAAGACCAAGAUGGCCGCCCGCGAGGAACAGCUCCUGCCCGUGUACAUGCAGAUCGCCCUGCAAUUCGCCGACCUGCACGACCGCGCCGGUCGCAUGCAAGCCAAGAACACCAUCCGCAAGCCCUUGCAAUGGCAAAACGCCCGCCGCUUCUUCUACUGGCGUCUCCGUCGCCGUCUCAGCGAAGAGCUCAUCGUCAAGCGCAUGGUCGCCGCCUCUGGCGCCCCUGCUGCCGUCGACUCCGACUCUUCCGCUCGUGCUACCCACCUCCGCACCCUGCACGCCUGGACUGGUCUGCUCGACGAUGAACUCGAGCACGAUGACCAGAAGGUCGCUGCUUGGUAUGAGGAGAACAAGAAGCUCGUACAGAACAAGGUUGAGGCGCUUCGUACCGAGGGCGUUGCUUCGGAGGUUGCUCAGCUGCUGAUUGGUAACAAGGAGGGUGGUCUUCGUGGUGUCCAGCAAGUUCUUUCUAUGCUUCCUGUUGAGGAGCGUGAGAGUGUUCUCAAGUAUCUUGGCUCUGCUUAG